AUGUAUUGCAAUCCUACCAUUGCUUUGGAUACAGAUACAACGGAGCUGAGGAAGACAUUUCGAGCUCCGCCUAAGAGCGAUGGCAACACAUUCAGCACCUUCACGUUGUUUGAAUUGAUCCGAAAGCUGGAACAAAAGGAGAUUAAGACUUGGGCACAGCUGGCAAUUGAUCUAGGUGUGGAGCCACCAGCCUUGGACAAAGGCCAAAGUGCCCAGAAAGUCCAGCAGUACGCUGUGAGACUCAAGCGAUGGAUGCAUGCUAUGCACGUGGAUGCCUUUUUUGAGUAUCUUUUGAACAAACCCCACGUCUACUGGGCCCAAGUUCCGUCUGUCAACGAGCCGGCUUCAGAAUUUGGUAGGGAUGGAGUUGCUCCUGAGGAGGACUUAGCCUUACGAGCACUGCUACCGGAAACAAGACCAAAACGGGGGCGGCGCAAAGCCGAGGACAGGGACAAUGAUAGCGAUGCAGGAAGAUCGCCUUCUCAACGCCGCAGGCUGGAUUCUCCAACACUGUCCGAAGAUUUCAUGAUUGCUAGAGCUUCGCUCAUUCCGGAAAAUGGUGCCCAUGGGACGUCCCAUCUUGGGUUCCAUCAAGCUUUUGAUGACAGAAUAGUCCCUUGGUCAGCAACAGAGGUCAGAGCACCGCAAUUACCAGACAGUUUCCGCUGGGCUCACCCAGAAGAUGCUCAGACUCCUAUGUCGGCUUAUCCUCGGUCGGCCAUUACACCGUCCCUUAACAGAACCAACCUUUGGAAUGAUGGGUCUCGUUCCGCUAUAACCCCUAAUAAACCCCGGUCACGACGUCGACAUGGACCAGCGGUCUCAUCAGCGUGGCCUAGCAGUGGUGGAGCCGCCUCUGGGAAACUUCGAGGUCGACCCCCAAGUAAUCGAUCAGUAACAGAUGGUCCUUUUUCGACUUUUCCUGCCAAUCCAGGCAGCAGGGAUGUACCAACCAUUAAUCUCCGGGACAAUACCCCAACGGCUACUCCCAUCGUGAGCAACUCGAAUACUCCGCAUUUCUUCCCUACCGAAAUGAGCACCAGCACACCCAAUCCUCCAGAUCCGCCCGGACAUAAUGGAAGGCCAAACCGCUUGCAUCUCCAGGUCCCACAACGACAGGGCGGCUCUGUGAGGCUGGCAACACCUCCAGCAGCUGUACUAUCAAAUAGCGAAGAUGGUACGGGCAUGCAGAAUGAUCCUGCAAAUCAGGUGCAGAAUUUCGCGCCCAUGAUGGAAUAUUUCAACACUCCAUCAACUGGAGAUCCAGACUCGGGUUUUAACCACUUCGUGAGCAUUGCCUUCCGCCAAAAUGAGGUAGCAGAUCGUACGAAUAUCGAUGCAUUAGAGAGGCAUUUCAUCUCCGAAAUUCUUGGUGCAGAUUGGUACGAUGCCAGAGGAGCCAGCAUUGAGCGAUGUAGCAUUGAUGAGGCAGAUAAGAUCUGUAAGCAGGUGAUCAAGAAUUUGCAAUCCGAGUCCAGCAGCACAGAGGCAUUCUUGAUCAAUCUCUCGGCCCUUGCAGGCGGGCCUUUGAUGACACGGCUGCGAAUGACUAGGCUUGAGUGUGGCAUGAAAACUGGUUAUGAGUGUCAUUGGAAGAUGAAAUUUGGAUCUAUUGAGGGCAACUUUACUAUCAGAGCAACCGUGCAACGGGAUAGCACACCGAAGGCUCUAGACAAUGGGCACGAAAAUACGGAGAUAUCAUGGAAGCAGCGAUACUUGGAUCUCCAACAACAGAUUAGGGAGAAGGAUGAAAAGGUCGGGAGGCUUAAAAGGGGCAUCCUGGAUGCUCUGCUGGUGACAAACCAUUACACUAGCGCUUGA
This is a messenger RNA of Amorphotheca resinae ATCC 22711, 1821 nucleotides long. RefSeq lists its product as hypothetical. Gene Ontology annotation, molecular function: DNA replication origin binding. Lineage: Eukaryota; Fungi; Ascomycota; Leotiomycetes; Helotiales; Amorphothecaceae. The record is from RefSeq and is a predicted model, not a curated record. The transcript is spliced from 2 exons. The coding region runs from base 1 to 1821 and encodes 606 amino acids.